AUGGCGGUGGCCGAAUAUCAUAUAAGCACUUAUUGCAUCCGCAUGCUGGAUUUGGAAGUUAAUAUUCGCGGUACAGCCUCCACGGAAGAAAAGGCAGAUGUUGUGAAAGAUGAUCAGUGUGAUGAUUUAGCUGACCCAAUAGAUUUGCAAAUGAUUCCAACAAGUCAAUUCGUCUUCCAAAAUAGGGCGGACAAGAGAUGCAAUGAUGACGAUUACGCGGUGUUGUGGUGGGUGGCCCUACUGAAGGAGGUGGAUGUGGUGUUGCAGAGGAGUACGCUGAUCUGCCGGACGGCUCGUGCUUUCGGCGCACGAUGGUGCGGCCGGCGCGGGCGCCUACGCUGUGCUCUGCGCCCGCCGCCGCCACCGCCGCCGCCACCGCCGCCGCUGCCGCCGCGCCGCCCGCCUCCUCCCACGCCGUCGUCCGACCCGCACACAAUUGUUCGGAUUAUCCGAAAUUUUGGAUUGGAGGUGUGCAGAUUAGCUAGGUUCUACAGUAUUCCAAUGCUCGGUGCAAGGGGAUCGUCUCCUGCCGCCGUGGCUCCGGAACCGGAUUCACGUGCGGAGCGGAGCGGGGCAGGACAUGGCAAGGGGCGAAGCAUGGCAGCGCGGCUCGUGGCGGGGAGGAGAGGGACAGAGAGUAGUACAAAGCGUGGCUGGGGGAGGGGAAAGGUGGAAAGGGGAGGGGUGUGGGGCGAGGCGUCGGUCGCCCAAUCUGUCCGCUGCGCCCCGUUCGCCCGCACUUGCGACCGACAGGCCGACGAGCGCGCGGCGCGCCUCGCCCGUCGCGCGCCGGCCCGUCCGCCCGCCGCCCCGCCUGCCCCGCCGCCAUGCCCCACCCCCCCGCACCGCUCUCGUCUGCUCCUCCCCGCCCCCCCGCUUCUCAACGCACUCUCCACCGCCACGUCCCUCGUCCGCUCGCUCCCGCCGCCUUGUGCUCCGUCCCCCCGCCGCUCGACCCUCUCCGCCGCCUCCCACCCCCGCCCGGCCCCCCUCGCACCGUCGCCGACUGCUCCUCCCCGCCCGCCGCCUCGCCGUCCCGCCUUUCCCGCCCGCCUCCACGCUGCACCACCCGCUUCCCCGCCCGACAGCCUCUCCACUGACCCGCUGAUCCUCCCCGCCUCCCGCCCCGCCCCGCCCGCGCCCGCCCCGCCUCCCCCCGCCCCGCGCUCGUCCACUCCUCCCCGCCCGCCCCGCCGCUCCGGCGCCCCGCCCGGCCCGAGCCAGCUCGUGUUUGCGGGUUCAAGAAACGUUACAGUGCUGCAUCUACGAUGCACGUUCUGCUUCGCUGGUCUUCAUUUGCCUAACUGUCCGCUUCAACGUGUUCAUCAAUGCGGGAAUGUCUCGCGCAGCUUGCAACCGCACGGAAGGGAGAAGAACCGCUUGAUUAAACGAGACCGCGACAUACGCGCAGAAUGCACCAACGGCGCGCGUGCCCGGCGAGAACACACCGCCACUUCUCCGACGAGAUAG
Messenger RNA from Gryllus bimaculatus (two-spotted cricket), 1470 nucleotides. NCBI's taxonomy places the organism in Eukaryota, Metazoa, Arthropoda, Insecta, Orthoptera, Gryllidae. The record is from the annotation of a GenBank genome assembly.